Molecule: messenger RNA, 1940 nt
Organism: Quercus robur (English oak)
Lineage: Eukaryota; Viridiplantae; Streptophyta; Magnoliopsida; Fagales; Fagaceae
Product: probable E3 ubiquitin-protein ligase RHC1A
Exons: 2
Coding region: 64-1056 (330 amino acids)
Biological process (GO): protein ubiquitination
Cellular component (GO): cytoplasm
Molecular function (GO): ubiquitin protein ligase activity
Source: RefSeq, a predicted model, not a curated record
CAUAACACACAGAAUCAUACAUUAAAACUAAACGAAAACCAAUCCUUUUUUUGCUCGAAAACAAUGUCUUUGACUGGUCGUUCUCGUGUCACGGUUAAUGGAAUCCGAAGAAUGAGAACCUUCCAUUACUUCUGGUGUCAAAUUUGCCGACGUACUGUAAGGAUUAAUUCCUCCACAAAUCCGUAUGAAACCUUAUGUCCCUAUUGUUUCAGUGAGUUACGUCUUGAGCUAGACAUAUCCAGGCAUAGGCUUGUCACUGCAGGACUCACAGCCGUCGAACCCGCCCCCGCUAUCCGGUCCCUCGACACCUUGGCUCGUCUGCUGGACCCUGCAUUGUCGUUGUCAUCGUCUAUAAGGCGUUCUAAUACCGAUUUUGGCAGGAGACUUGAAUGGGUGUCAGAAACUGAAAAUGAUCCAGUUCAACAAUCUUGGAUCACCCUCCAAUUUGUUGCACCACCUCGCCCAACAAGACCCAUUUCUCCACCACCAAAUAUGCCUCUCCAAGAUAAUAAUACAAGUGAUUUCACGUUUGGGAACACACUAAAUGAGUUCAUCGAAGGCAUGGCACUGCUGAAUGAUUGGCCCGGACCGCCUCCUGCACGCUCUUUGGCUAUCGAAGCCUUGCCAAUGGUGAAAGUCACAAGAAGGCUUUUGGAUAAUGACCCAAGUUGCCCCAUAUGCAAGGAAGAGUUUGAGCUUGGUGGGGAGGUGAGAGAAAUGCCAUGCAAGCAUUUCUAUCAUAAUGAUUGCAUUGUCCCUUGGCUAAGCAUCCACAACACUUGUCCUGUUUGCCGCCAUGAACUGCUAUUGCAAGACACUACUUCUAACAACGAUCUUGAAGACACAAAUGAUCAGGAUGGCUUUCGCUUUGAAAACGUGACAAACGGCCUCAACUGGUGGUGGAGUCAGCUGUAUUCUUUGUGGCCUUUACGUGCACUGUCAAAUUGGACACAUCGCUUCCUUUAUUCUGAAGAUACUAGUUAUCCUGAUGGUAUCUCUUGGUUGAUGCUCAUGGCUUAUUCCAUUGCUUUGUAUAUAUGUCACUACAUGUGCUAAACGAGUUUCAUACUUGUGAGCUUUAUAAUUGUAUUGUUCUUAAGGCAGGUAAAAAUUAAUUAUUGUAAUUAUUUUCAAGAUCAUAGCCCUGAUGAAACGAUGUUAAAGUUUGGCAGGUACGUUUCUAUACCCUAUAUGUAAAUUUUACUUAAUUGAACAUUCCACUGAAGUACAUAUAUAUGCAUGUUAUUAGAGGGGGACCUAAUCAUCCAAAUUAUAUUAUUUUUUUUUAGUAAAAAUAAAUAAAUUUUAACCUUGUUCUUUGGCCUUCUUCGAGGCAUAGUCAUCCUAACAUGCUAAGUCAAUUACCAAAGUAAAUGUAUGAAGUUGUUAUAUAAAGUCACCCAUAAUUAAAAAACUGUACAUAAAAGUUAAUACUAAAAAUUAAAAAUUAAAGCUGAUGCCAAAUAGACUCAAUCUAUCGCUGAUUUGGGAGAUGCUGUUUCAAUUGAACAAUUUCAUUUUAGCCUGAUGUCCAAAUUCUACCCAUUUUCAAUGUUCAAUGAUCUUUUUAUUAUAUUCAAUAAGUGACAAUUAGUUUUUGUCCUCAUGUUGCAGUUUCUCUCCAUGGAAGCAAUGUAAGCUCUGAGAUCUUCAUUCGCUUGAUGGGUUUAAUUGUGAAAACGUUCAUGUGACAUAGAUGAAGUUUGAUGGAUUCAAUCUAAAGUGAAAUUAUACCAGUACCAGUUCAUAUGAAAUCUUCCAAGAGUUAUCUCAACCUAAACCUCUUGGAACGGGAACAACAAUACAGGGUAAUGAUAGAGAUAUUAAGCCCAAGAACCGAGCCUAUUAUAUAGGUAAUUUACAUUUAAACUUAUAUCAUUUGUACUACAAUAUCAGUACUGCACAUUAUAAAUUUAUAACUCUUCCUUAGAGUUAGUCUA